Molecule: messenger RNA, 6305 nt
Organism: Numida meleagris (helmeted guineafowl)
Lineage: Eukaryota; Metazoa; Chordata; Aves; Galliformes; Numididae
Gene: FOXP4
Product: forkhead box P4
Exons: 16
Coding region: 38-2038 (666 amino acids)
Biological process (GO): regulation of transcription by RNA polymerase II
Cellular component (GO): nucleus
Molecular function (GO): RNA polymerase II cis-regulatory region sequence-specific DNA binding; DNA-binding transcription repressor activity, RNA polymerase II-specific
Source: RefSeq, a predicted model, not a curated record
CGCUCUCUCCUCGCUCCUCAGGUCCUGCUAGCACGUCAUGAUGGUGGAAUCCGCCUCGGAGACGAUCCGCUCCGCUCCCUCCGGCCAGAAUGGGGUCAGCAGCCUCAGCAACCAGCCCGACGGGGGCGGGGGCGGCGGCGGGGGCCGGGAGGGAGCCGCCAGCGGGGACAGCAAUGGGGAGCUGAGCCCAGUGGAGCUCCUGCACUUCCAGCAGCAGCAGGCUCUCCAGGUGGCACGCCAGUUCCUGCUGCAGCAGGCCGCGGGGCUGAGCUCCCCCAGCAGCAAUGAGGGCAAGCAGCCGGCGGUGCAGGUCCCCGUGUCCGUGGCCAUGAUGUCCCCGCAGAUGAUCACGCCGCAGCAGAUGCAGCAGAUCCUGUCCCCACCACAGCUCCAGGCCCUCCUGCAGCAGCAGCAGGCAAUAAUGCUGCAGCAGUUGCAGGAAUACUACAAGAAGCAACAGGAGCAGCUUCACCUACAGCUAUUGACACAACAGCAAGCUGGAAAGCAGCAACCCAAAGAGCAGCCGUUAGGGAACAAGCAGCUGGCGUUCCAGCAGCAGCUCCUGCAGAUGCAGCAGCUCCAGCAGCAGCACCUGUUAAACCUGCAGCGCCAGGGGCUGGUGAGCCUCCCUCCGGGCCAGGGCACCGUGCCCCUGCAGACCCUUCCCCAAGCUGUGUGCCCCUCGGACCUGCAGCAGCUCUGGAAGGAGGUCACCGCCUCCCAGCCUGUCGAAGACAGCAUCAAACAAGAGGGUCUCGACCUCACCACCAACACCUCCAACUCUACCUCGUUUUCGGCCGCCAAGGUCUCGCCUCCCAUUUCCCAUCACCCUCUGCCCAAUGGGCAGAGCACCAUGCACACACCGAGAAGGGACAGCUCUUCCCAUGAAGAGACCCCCGGCUCUCACCCACUCUAUGGCCAUGGAGAGUGCAAGUGGCCCGGCUGCGAAACCCUCUGUGAGGACUUGGGACAGUUUGUCAAACACCUCAAUACAGAACACGCACUUGAUGACCGAAGCACAGCCCAGUGUCGAGUUCAGAUGCAAGUGGUACAGCAGCUGGAGAUACAGCUGGCAAAGGAGAGUGAGCGCCUGCAGGCCAUGAUGGCCCACCUCCACAUGAGACCUUCGGAGCCAAAGCCUUUCAGCCAACCUCUGAACCUGGUCUCGAGUGCCACCCUCUCCAAGAGCACCUCGGACACGUUCCCCGAUGGCUUACCUCAUCCCCCCACCUCUGCCACGGCCCCCAUCACCCCGCUGCGGCAGGGCCCCUCCGUCAUCAGCUCUUCCACGUUACACAGCGUGGGGCCCAUCCGCAGGAGGAACUCGGAGAAGUUCUGCACCCCAAUAUCUUCAGAGCUUGCACAGAACCACGAAUUUUAUAAGAACGCGGACGUCCGGCCGCCCUUCACGUACGCCUCGCUCAUCCGGCAGGCCAUCCUGGAGACCCCUGACAGGCAGCUGACGCUGAACGAGAUCUACAACUGGUUCACCAGGAUGUUUGCCUACUUCAGGAGGAACACGGCCACCUGGAAGAAUGCCGUCCGCCACAACCUGAGCCUGCACAAGUGCUUCGUGCGCGUGGAGAACGUCAAGGGAGCCGUGUGGACCGUGGACGAGCACGAGUACCAAAAGCGAAGGCCACCAAAGAUGACAGGGAGUCCGACUUUAGUCAAAAACAUGAUUUCAGGACUCGGUUAUGGAGCACUUAACGCAAGUUACCAGGCGGCACUGGCAGAGAGCAGCUUCCCACUGCUCAAUAGCCCCACCAUGAUCAACACCAGCUCCACCAGCGGGAUGCUGCACGUGGGCCACGACGAUGUCAGCAGCACGGUGGAGCAGAUCAACAGCAAUGGCAGCAGCAGCCCGCGCCUAUCCCCGCAGCAGUACAGCAGCCACCCCGUGCACGUGAAGGAGGAACCAGCCGAGGCCGAGGAUGACAGCAGGCCCGUCUCACUGCUGGCCACCGCCACCCAGAAUGUGACAAUUCCUGACGACAGGGACCUGGAGGAGGAGCUGCCGGUGGAAGACUUGUCCUAAGGACCCCGAGCGCUGCCCGCGCUCCGGCUGCAGACGAACCCCAGCUCCUGCCUCCCCAAGGUGACCUCUGGCGCUAACCCGUUUCUUCAAGGCACUUCCACAAAGCAGAAGGGUUUCCUCGGGGCACCCGUCCUGCUCCCCACUGCCCGGUGACUGGCGGGUCCCUGGCGCCGGGGAUGUGCGACGAAACAAGAAACAAACCCCCCCAGGGCUGAACGUUGUCCCCCCUCCUCCCUUGGUUAGUAACUGGUGAACGAGGAUGGUAGAUUGUUUCUGUCCGAAGUUGUCCCUCCUUUCUUCCCCACACCCACACUCCAAGGAGGGCUCCUCCAUCCCCUCGUCACACACUGUGUGGCUGUGGGCUCCCUCCAAGACGUGGCUCCAGGAUGUCCCCAGCCCCCAGCAGCCGCCCCAGGGAGGCAGGAUCCCACUGCCGAGCCUCCUCCCAGCGGGUUUUGCACUACAAGGACCUGCGGCCCCUUCCCACGUGCUGCUUCCAUCCAGCUUUGGGGGAAGAAACCACAGAAACAGGGCCGAGACCUGUGCUGCAGCCUCGCACCACCAUCCUGCGCCUUUUGGGACCCUGUGUGCCUGCGCGGCCCCGAUGUCACCACCACUGGUGCCACCCACCCCUGCACGCCAUCCUCCAGUCCCCACCACCAUCAGGCUGGUGGCAUCCAGGUGGCGAUGACUGGCUGGGCACUGAGGACAAAGCUCUGGCUGCAUCUCAGCGUUGGGUGCAGUGGGUGAUGGCUCUUGCAGCCCGACCCGUGGAAGGUUGGGAGGGGAAGAAGCUCGUUGCCCUCUGCGCACCUGGGUCCUGCCCUGUGGAUGGGACGGGCUCUGGGUCCCGCAGGAGCCACAGAGGAGGCUGGCAUGUGGAGUCCCACCAGCAGAACCCUGCCCGGGGCUCUGGCACUGCCAUCCACACUGGGGUGGGAUGGCCUCGGCCCCAAGCCAUGCCUGCUGGAGCCGGGCUCUCUGUACCCCAUUUCACCUUUGUUCCGUCCUCCCCUUGUGUGCGUCGCGCAUCUGCAUCCAGAUGGGAAGAUACCAAAAGAUGUCUCGAGACAGCAGGUCCGUAGUUCAGGUGAACAGAUGGUAUUGAUGCCAAAAAGAAAUAUUAAUAAUAACGAGAACGACACAACCAAACACCCCUCUUCUCCCUGCGCUUUCUUUCUCUGGUGGCAUUGGUGGUACCCUGGGCUCCCCAUGGCCCAGGCUGCUCUCGGGGACCAGCACCUCCCCCUCCUGUCCUGGGGGUGUAUCAGAGAGGAUGUGCCACUUGGUGCUGCCUGGCUGCAGUGUUUCUCUAGGGUCAGACCUUCUUCCUCUGCUACAGGGCACUGGGGUGGGAGUUGGAGCCCCUCUCCAGCGCAGUGGGGCUGCGUGGGGCACCUUGUGGGUCUGCUGCCCCCAGGGCUGCGUUUUGUGCUGAAAACGGGACACACACUGUGGGGCACAGGCAGGGUGUCCCCGGGUAAGCACUAUUUUGUACCCAUGUGUCACCACUGCAAUGUCUCCACGGUGCUGGUGACCCCACAGCACAUAUCCCCUAAUUGAGGUCACCACGACACCUCCUGUGUCUGCCCGCUGCAUCCUCAACACCAGCAGGCUGCAGAGAUGGGGCUCCCACGAGGCCGAGCAACCCCCCCAUUACUUGCGGGGGUUCCCCCCGUGAAGCCAUCCAAGCGAAGCUCACCCUGGUGGGGGGUCACCAGCAUCCCCCGUACGCCCCCCAAAAAACCCAGCAAACCAAACCAAGAUACGGUCGGAAGAUCCCGCUGCGCAGCUCGCCGUGCCGGGCGGAGCAGGAAGCGCUGCCGAGCUCUCCGUGCCGCUCUCGCUAGGUGUCCCCACUCGCCCCGCGUUCCGCCGCGCUCGCUCCAUCGCCGCUGCCCCCGUCGCAGGCGCACAACCAGAGCGCAGCGCCGAGCUCCCCCCGCCAGCCCCACCACAGGAGGCGAAGGGGUUAUUCCCUCCCCCCAGCCCCCAACUACAGCUUUAUUAUUUUUAAUGGUUUUCUGGGGGGGGAGGAUCUUUUUAAGUUAUUGUUUGAAACGAGUUUACAGCUCCACGUGGAGGUGUGGAUGAAGGUUGGCCGGUGCCACGAGCUGCUGCCUUCCUGCACUGCGGGGGGGUGCGGGGAGGGAGUAUGGGGAGCUGUGUACCGUGUUGGAGCCCCCCCACCCCCACCUGCACCCACUGUAGUUCUGUUGCCCCUCAGCAUCCAUCCAGGCUUCAUUUUUAUUCUUCCAACUUAGGGAGAUUUCUUCCCCUUCAUCCAUACAAGUGCUGGCAGUGCUUCCCCCCCUCUCCCCUCCCCCAACCCUUCUGUGCGCUUUGCUGGACCUUUUGGCAUCGCUGCUUUAGGGGAUGUGGGGAGCUCUGGGGUCCCGAGCUGAGCAGCCUCCCAUGCCCUCCCAACUCAAUGGGGCAGUGUGGCUGUGGGGUGCCAGGCAGGAGCAGGAGUCCCCAAGCACAGGGUACCCCCAGCCAGCAAAGCCUGCUUUCCUCACAUGCUUUGGGGUCCUGGGAACCCCAAUGGCUUCAGGGAGGGUGCGAUGUGCCCUCUUACUGUUCUUCCCACUGAGGGUACAUUGCAUUCCGGGGGGUGCGGGCACAGCUGGUGGCACCUGGUGGCUCUGGUCACACUUUGCUGAUGUCUCUAGCCCUGCAUCCAUCUGCCCGUGCGCUCUGCACGGCUCCCACCGCUCCUCUCCUCGGGGCUGUGCGUUUCCAUAGCUGCUCCCUUCUCUCUUCUUCUCUUCCCGACUUCCCUCUUAGGAUUUCAUCUUUUCAGCAGCUCUUCCAACGCCAUUUUCCUGCACUGGGCUGAGCGAAAGCGUGCGCAGCACGGGCACGCAGCACACCGGCACCUGCACACCCACUGCGCUCCCCCCUUGGGCUGUGCUUCGUGAUGCUUCGGCCUUUCCAGCGGUACAGUCCCCCCAACCCCACCCCCCAGAGUCUCAGUGAGGUCCCCCUCCUGCACCUCCCCAACCCCUCCUCGCUGUGUGCCCUAUAGGUUGUCAGCCGCAAUCCUGGCUCGCGAGAGCACCAUAUAUAUAUAUUAUAUAUAUAUAAGUAAAUAUAUAAAUAUAAAUGAAUUUUUUUAAAAAAACAAAAACAAAAACAAAAACAUGCACAGGUUUGGGACGUCCCAUGGCUCCGAGCCGUGCCUCCCCCCCAGCCAAAGCGGGAUCGUGGUGGGGGGAUGCGGGUGCCAUGCAUUGCCCUGAUGCUCUCAGGGCUGAGCGGCCCCAUCCCACACCCUGCUCCCCUGCAGGUACGGACCCCCCCGCCCUGGGUGCGUGUUUCCUUUUCUGCCCGUUGGGAUUUGUACAGAAUUCCACGUCUUACCUCAAACACACGCCCGGUGCAGGGGGGGGGGGGGAAGAAUCGAGGACCAAACGCGGCGCGUGGCGGAGCCCCUAUGUCUGUAUAUACGGAGAUAUAUAUAUACUGGUUGGAAACCCACUACCACGAACUGUUCUCUUGCGUUGGGAUUUUUGUUCUGCUCGCGGCGGGGGCACCUCCCGUGGGCAAAGGCGUUGCUCUGCUAUCUCUCACUGAUGUCCUGAAGGAUGUACUCUGUUUUCAAUGUUGUUUUAUUUUUUUUUUAUUAUUAUUAUUAUUAUUUUUAACGCUGAUUCAUUUCGUGCGGAAUCGGUGGAGUGGGGGUGAGGAGGAGCCCAGCGCGGGGGCAGCGCUGGGUGCCGGGGUGGGGACAGCAGCAGCCCAAACUGCAUUAAACCAAAGGGUUUCUGUGCUUUGUUUACAUGACUGUCCCGUGUUGCCGCCCAGGAGAAAGUCCCCACAUUUGGGUUUUUGUCCUGGAAACACUGUGGGAGGUGGGGAAUGGGAUGGAGCUGGGCAAUGGGGACCCCCCCACACCCCAGCGCUGGGCUGAGAGCCCCUCACGGUGCGGCCCUGAGGGGUGGGGGGGUGGGGGAUGGGAGCAUCGCCCACCAACACUUCUCCUUUUUUUCCCCAUAUUUUUUCCCCCUUGUUGCCAGGUGGGGCGGUGACCCUGGGGAGGGGCCGGAGGGAGGUGGACGGGGGGGGACAUGUACAAAGCCCCUUCCACGCCGCCGCAUCCCUCGUGCUGUAUAAAGGAAAUAGCGUUGCUGUGUAUUUGUACUCCAACCUUCCGUGUGUCUGCUUUGGCAGACGGUAAACCCUUGUACAGUAGGUCUAGCUGCAUGUAAUCUGUAUGGACAAUGGCAUUAUAAAAUGCAAUAAAAUAAAUUACCUAUCAUCCGCA